This is a messenger RNA of Octopus sinensis (East Asian common octopus), 3062 nucleotides long. RefSeq names its product survival of motor neuron-related-splicing factor 30. Gene Ontology annotation, molecular function: RNA binding. Gene Ontology annotation, biological process: mRNA processing; regulation of alternative mRNA splicing, via spliceosome. Bases 106 to 840 code for a protein of 244 amino acids. Lineage: Eukaryota; Metazoa; Mollusca; Cephalopoda; Octopoda; Octopodidae. The record is from RefSeq and is a predicted model, not a curated record. Gene Ontology annotation, cellular component: precatalytic spliceosome; cytoplasm; nucleus. The transcript is spliced from 7 exons.
UAGAAUUAGAUUUCCCAACAUUUUUUUCCAUUAAAAAUUUCUUAUUAAUUUUUUUGUUAUAAAAUUACAACAAAGUCUAACUGACCUCUUGAAAAAUCUAAUAAAAUGGCGGACGAGACGCUACUAAACUUGUACAAAUCUCAGCUUCAGCAGGUUGAAGCUUCCUUAACAAGUGAUCCUGAUAAUUUGGAUCUUCUGAAGUUGAAGAAAGAUUUACAGGAGGUGAUAGAACUAACUCUACAGCUGCUGAACAUUGGCCCAACUUCAGGAAGUUCUAAUGCUGAAGAAGGCAAUGGUGAAGAAGUAUCAACAAACAACACAGAAGCUGCAGAAGCAGUUCAGACAACCUGGAGUGCUGGAGAUGCUUGCCAAGCUCUUUGGUCUGUAGAUGGACAGUAUUAUGAAGCAAAAAUUGAUGAGAUAUUACUUGACGGAACAUGUACUGUAACAUUUGAGGGUUAUGGAAACACAGACAUUACACAGGCAAAUUUAUUAAAACCAUCUGAUGCUGAUAACGAUCAUGGUGUGGAUGGAUUGGGUCCCGAAGCCAAACGACUUAAAUCAAAGAAAGAUCUGAUUGCUGAAGAACGUGAGAAAAAACGGAAAAAGGCACAAAAGAAAGCCCAGCGCAUGAAACAAUUAGAAGAGGAGAGGGAAACUGAGAAAAAUAAAUGGCUUGAUUUUAAUGCAAAGACAUUUUCCAAGACAAACAAGGGAAAAGUGAAGAGGUCUAUAUUUGCUUCUCCAGAUAAUAUCAAUGGAAGAGUUGGAAUUGGUACAUGUGGAACUGGUGGCAAACCUAUGACAGAGUACCAUCCCCAAGAAAAGUGGAAAAAGUGAAACUGCUUUCAUUCCCAUCCCAAAUAUUUUCUUUUUCUAUGGCCUCGCAGAUUUGUAUAUAGAUUAUUGUUGAGCUCCAUCAGUUUUUUCUUUCUUUUUUUUCUUUCUUUCUUUGACACAUAACCCUUAACUUUCAACUUUAUCAUUAAACUUGCUCUUGAAAUUAUUCAUUUAUACAAUAUUUUACAUAUUGUCAUUUUCAUUUCUUUAUCUCAUUGCUUUCUUUUUUAAUUAAAAAAAUUUUUUUUUUCAAAAAUUAGGUAACAGAUAUAUUUAUUUUUAAAAAAUCAGUAAACCAAAUGAUUUAGGAACUAUCAUUGUAACAGAUUUUUUUCAAUGGUGCUGAUAAUAUUCUGUUGCUAUAUUAAGUAUCUUCGUUGGUCAAAAAUUUAAUUUCUUUUAAUUCCUCAAAGUUCUUCCUCUGUUGAUCAGGACUUUUGUUUUAAAAAAAUGGAAUAUUAAAAGAAAGCUUACUUCCUUUUACUUGAAAAUUUUAAAUAGUGCGAUUUCUUAGAUGUUGCCAAAUAACUUUUAUGUACAGGUCUAAUUAUGUGUGUGGCUGUGUUUACAAACCUUGAACGGUGAUGUUUUAUAAUACUUCAUGAUAUAAAGCUAUUGUUAGGUUUUUUUUAUGUACAAGUCUUGCAUACAGUAAUGAAUGACUUAAUGUUUAAUAUUUGCAUGGAAUAUAUCACAUAGCUGGUGUAUUUCACCUUUUAGAUAACUUGUUGUGCAAAACUAUAUUCUUCAGAAAUUUUUAAUAUGGUGCUGUCCUAUCUAUAACCCUUUUUAUACCCUUCAUCCUCCACAAACUGUCCAUGUCUAUAUGAGUUGUUUUUGUGUCUGAAGAGACAUUUAGAUUUUCAUAAUUUUUAGAUGGUCUAUUACUAGUUUUUGCAUAUAUAUCUAAUCUAACUUAAAUAGUUGUUUCGUUAGCUUUUUGCUAACCCAAAUCUACACACAUACAGUUCUUACUUGAAGGAGCAACUUGUACUAUAUUUUAUUCUUGAGCAUAAGCAGUUUGCAAUUAUGCCAAUAUAAUAGGUUUCUAAUAGAACAUUUGUUGGAUAUAUUUUGUAAGGAUUAGUUUUCAUCUGUACAUAGUCCACAACCUGGGUGUAUCUAGGAAUAUGUUUGGUGUAACUCAGAUUUUGAUAUGCUCUUCUAGUAGAAUAAGAACAGCCAGUUUUGAUUUGGAAUUGGUGAUAGUGUGGGAAAUUCAGUAGUUUUUGAUUUUGACAAUUGUAAUACUAGUGAAUAUAGGCACCUGUUGUCUGUGAUACGGGGUAAUUAUGUCGGUUCCAAGUUUCUGAAGUCAGUUUUCUCUUUCUUUAACACUUCAAUUUUCAUUUCAGUAUUUAUUUUUGUUUUUGAAAGUCCUUAUAUUUUCAAAAUGACUGAUAAAAUCAACAUUCUUAUUUGUACUUAUGUUUUUAAUUUCUAAGGGGUGUUUACUAUUUCUGUAAUUCAAAUGAAGAAAAAUGCUACAAUAAAAAGUAAAUAGAAAUUAGAUAUUAGUAAGUUGAGAUUGAGGACAACACCUUUCUUACUGAUAUCUUUAUCAAAAUAGAAAUCGGUUGAAAUUAUGUUGGGAUAACUAGAUACUGGCUCUCUUAUGAAGACAUGAGAAUUAGCACUGCUUGCGCUUUGAAGCUAAUUACCUAGCCAUUAGUCUCUUGCUGCUAGAUAGUGACAUCAAUUCCAGUAUAUAUGAAUUUAGUAUCGAAAAAAACAGUUCAAUUCAUGAUUCUAUAAAUUGCCACUGCAUUGCAAUGCAUAUAGCAUAUUCAUAAUUUAAACUUUGGCUUGAUUCUCCCUCUCCAACUUUCUGUUGUAAAAUUCUUAAACUUUUACAAAGUAAUCUCACAAAAUUGGGGUUUUUUUUUCUCCCGCUUCAAUUAAAGAACUCCAAAACCUUUCUGCAUUACUUUUGUUUUUUACCUUUUAAUUUAUUUUGGUUAUGUCCCAGAUAUUAAAUUCUGCUGGAUUUAAGAAAAUUCAUUUGUCAUCUUAAAUUCAAAGAGCAAGCUUGUGUACUCCAUUGUAUGUUGUUCAUGUAUAAAGCAUAGUCUUGUUGCACUUGUAGAAGCUAUACUGUGUUUUGGCAGCUCACUUGUGUGACAGACUGAAAUAACAUGUUUGGCCUUCAUUUUCUAUUUAAAGGAGCUGUUGUAUAUAAACAAAUAGUCAACAGAAGUGAAUAAAUUUGUUUUCUUCAGAUA